Mus caroli (Ryukyu mouse) is the source of this 7098-nucleotide messenger RNA. RefSeq names its product TraB domain containing 2B (gene Trabd2b). Gene Ontology annotation, molecular function: Wnt-protein binding; metalloendopeptidase activity. Gene Ontology annotation, cellular component: plasma membrane; organelle membrane. The record is from RefSeq and is a predicted model, not a curated record. Gene Ontology annotation, biological process: negative regulation of Wnt signaling pathway. NCBI's taxonomy places the organism in Eukaryota, Metazoa, Chordata, Mammalia, Rodentia, Muridae.
CGGCCGCCCGCCGCCCCUCUGAGCCGGGCUCGGGGGCAGCCCGGCACCUCAGAGCAGACCCCCGCCCCGCCGCGCCCUCUGCCGCACUUGUCCCACUGCGCGCCCCCUGGAGCGCCGCGCACCCCUGGGACCCUUGCGCGCCCCGGGUGCCCAGCAUAACCCGAGUUCCCCCGCUCACCCUGGAAUCUCAGGACUGCCCCAGGAGCCCCGCGUACCCCUGGACCCUGACGCGGCUCCGGGACCCCCACGCGCUCUAGGACCCCUGCGCGCUCUCAGAAUUCCGGGGCUCGGCCAACCCGGCUGCGCGCCCUGGUGAGGGGCCCCGCCCCAGAGGAUCCCCCUCUUCCAACAGACCGGAGCCCCGCCCCAGAGGGACCCCCAGGUCCGACAGGGACAUCCAGCCACGCCCCAGCGGGCUCCCAGCAUCUCGCGCCUGGAGCCCUGUGCUCCAGAAGAUCCUCGGUGCCCAGCUGGGGGCUCCCCGCCCUGCUGAGGGGGCGCUGCCCAAGAGGGUCCCCCGCGUCCCGCGGGCCCCGGCAGGAUGCACGCCGCCCUGGCGGGGCCGCUGCUAGCCGCCCUCCUUGCCACCGCCCGCGCCCGCCCGCAACCCCCCGACGGAGGACAGUGCCGGCCGCCUGGAACGCAGAGGGACCUGAACUCCUUCCUGUGGACUAUUCGGCGCCAUCCUCCAGCCUACUUGUUUGGCACCAUCCACGUUCCCUAUACCCGAGUCUGGGACUUCAUCCCUGAUAAUUCCAAAGCAGCCUUCCAGGCCAGCACUCACGUCUACUUUGAGUUGGAUCUGACAGAUCCCUAUACCAUCUCAGCCCUGGCCAGUUGCCAGCUGCUGCCCCAUGGGGAGAACCUGCAGGACGUGUUGCCAAGGGAGCUCUACUGGCGCCUGAAGCGCCACCUGGACUAUGUGAAGCUGAUGAUCCCCUCCUGGAUGACGCCAGCACAACGAGGCAAGGGGCUGUAUGCUGACUACCUGUUCAAUGCCAUUGCUGGUAACUGGGAGCGCAAGAGGCCCGUGUGGGUGAUGCUCAUGGUGAACUCCCUCACGGAGACAGAUGUGCGCUCCCGAGGUGUGCCUGUGCUGGACCUCUACCUGGCCCAGCAGGCUGAGAAGAUGAAGAAGAGCACAGGGGCUGUGGAGCGGGUUGAGGAGCAGUGUCAUCCUCUCAAUGGGCUCAACUUCUCCCAGGUGCUGUUUGCCCUGAACCAGACUCUGCUGCAGCAUGAAAGUGUGCGGGCUGGGAGCCUGCAGGCACCCUACACCACAGAGGACCUCAUCAAACACUACAACUGCGGGGACCUCAAUGCUGUCAUCUUCAACCAUGACACAUCCCAGCUACCCAACUUCAUCAACACCACCCUCCCACCUCAUGAGCAGGUGACAGCCCAGGAAAUUGACAGCUACUUCCGGCAGGAGCUCAUCUACAAGAGGAAUGAGCGAAUGGGAAAGAGGGUCAUGGCGCUGCUACAGGAAAACCAGGACAAGAUCUGCUUCUUCGCCUUCGGAGCAGGUCACUUUCUGGGGAACAACACUGUCAUCGAUGUCCUAAGACAGGCAGGGCUGGAGGUGGACCACACACCUGCUGGGCAAGCCAUCCACGGUCCUGCUGCUGCUGGAAGCCCAGCUCCCCGUCCUGAGAUCACCUCUCCUGCCAGCCCAGCUCCAGGAACCCCAGCUGCUGCAGUCCCAGAAGCAACCUCAGCGACCCCCACCACCCCUCCUGAGGAGGAAGACCCAGUCCUGUCCCCACACCUCUUGCUCCCCGACAGCCUAAGCCAGCUAGAGGAGUUUGGAAGGCAGAAGUGGCGAAAAAGACUAAAUAAACAUCAGCGGCCAAGGCAGUUCAAUGACCUCUGGGUCCGAAUCGAGGACAGCACUACGAUCUCGCCACCUCCGCUGCCCCUGCAGCCUACCCCCAGCUCCGAAACCACCAAGCCCUUUGUCAAGUCCUCACACCAACUCCAGCAGCAGGACCCUGUGGGGCCUACCAGCAGCUCAGCGCCUACACUGAGCCUCCUCCAUGCCAUCACUGCCUCCAUUGUAGCCCUCUUCCUACUACACAGCCUUGGGCCUUCCUGACCUCAACCACUCUUGCAGAGAAGCCAGAGAAACCACAGGAGUCUGUGGCCGUGUCCACUAUCUGACACCACCUCAGAGAGUGCUAACACCCUCAAGGCAGUUCACACAGGACAGGGACCUUAGACACUAGAGGACACUAGAGCUUUAUUCUACUCCAGUUACAUCUUCUUUUUUGUAGAAGGUCUUAAUUUCCCAUAGUGCUAUGGGGCUCUUUUGUAAAAUAUGUGUCCAUAUUAAAAGAGAAAAUGUAUUUAUUCUAUUGAUAAAACUAUUUUUAUGUAGCCUAUGUUAUAGUCCCUGAAUUAGUCCCAAACACCAACCCAGGGAAGGAGCCCAGGUUCCCAUGACCUCUGUGACCUGUGUAGACAGUGGCUUUGAAUUGGCCCCAAGCCUCCUACUCAGGCUUGAUUUCUCCCACUGUAGGCACCUCUGAGGGCAGGCAGAAAGGCAGCCCCAGCUUUUGUGAGGCUAAAUUUCAGAGCCAGGGGCAUGGUAGCCAGCCAUCCUCCCUAACCCUGUCCAGGCCCCAGAAGGGCAAUUUAAGGAUAAAGGAAGAAAGAAAGAAAGAAAGAAAGAAAGAAAGAAAGAAAGAAAGAAAGAAAGAAAGAAAGAAAGAAAGAAAGAAAGAAGAAUGUUAGAAUGCUGCUAUUUUGAAGUCCCACAUGUCUGUGGACUAGCCCUUCAGGGUUCCUGGUGGGUUUUUCCAUUAAAGUAGGAGACUGGUGCUGUGGGAGAUGAGCCCAGUCCUGUGGUCAGAUGGCUACACUGAGACCCAGAAAGUGAAUGGGGUGACCCAAGGUCACAAAGCAAGUGGGUGAUCGAUGUUCCAGUGUCACUGAUCCAGCUUCCAUUCAAGAGGGGCUGGUAAACCUUGGUUAGGGCUGGGAAGUGAGCCGGGCAGAGGACAAGAAUGGGCAGGGGUGGACACAGAAUAGUCUUAGGGGCGAUGGAGUGCAGGAGCCUCCAGUUGUGGUAAUGACAGUGGUAAAGAGAGCCACCUGCCAAAAGCCUGCUGUGCAAUGUGAUGACCUCCAAUUCAAUGAUAAGCCUGAACCCCCAAAAGAGGGGAAAAGAUCCACCCAAGAUGUAUGCCCUACCCAGCCCUGGAUUAGGGUAAUACAAAAAAUACCCUUGCUCCACAAACUGUGUUCUACUCCAGGUUCUUUCUGUCAGGAGAAGAACCAGGGAAGGCAGAUUUCCCAAACUGGAACCCUCCCAAGCUUCCCAUGGCAGACAAGGAGGCCAUUUCUCCAGCUCCCCCUGCUGGCUUCUGUAGCCAGGAGCCUCUAGCAGGAUGCUGAGCCAGCAUGGACAGGCAGGGAGUUGAGGCACAGAAGCCUUCUGUCCCCCGGGGUCUGACUGCUAACACAGUGGGCCAAAGCUGGAAUUGUGGCUCAUUUUUUAAGGAGUCCUAGAUCCUGAGAGCAGAAAAGAGCCCUCACCUGUCAACAAGAGUAAGAAUGACGCUAAGGUCCAGAAAGAGGAAAGGCCUCUCCAAAGUGGCACAGCUGGGACAGGCAUGUUGACUCCAGUCCCGUUCUCUCACCUCACUGCACAUGGGUUUCCCUGGCAGGCUUGAUGGCGCCUGGUUGGCUACAGCACCGCCAUGCUUAGGUUGGCAGACAUCUCCCUUCUGAGAUGGCAGGACUCUGGGCAACUCAUUGCAUAGUCAGGGGUCCCACAGGCAUCCUGGCAGGCAGCAGAAUUCUUUCCAGCUCUGCCCCAGUGGACAGGUUUAAGCCUGAGACCUGGCAAGAUUCUGGAACUCUGCUUCACAGGGUCCCGCCAGUCCCAUGGGCACCACACUGUAAACUGAACUUGACCUCAACCAGGACUGGAGUCAGUUUAUCCUUGGCAAAAAAUGUGACUUCCUAUUGCUGAGCGGGAAGGGGCUUAGCUGACUUUUAAAGCAGGCUCAGAAGUUAGACAUCAAACGGAUCGUGCAGAGCGCUAUUGGGAUGAGAUAAGUGUAAAGGAAUUGGAAACACACAGGCCAGAUUCCCCUGUUUGGGGCAGAGUAUGGCAUGAGAUGUAUGGAGAUCAAGCUCGAGGUUAAUUAAAGAUGAAGCAUUUGGGGAAACAGUCCAAGCACCUGACCGUGUGCCCAGACCUGUGCCAGGCGUGGGGCCAAAAUGGUGAAUUAAUACAGCAUGUAAUCACUGUGCAAGUACAGUGCCAGGGUUACACACAUGGGCUGAAUUGUACCCACCCUUCUGGGCCCAGAAGAGUUCACCAUCAACAUGGGAUAAGUGGAGCUAUCCUGGGCUACUUUCCCAGCCCCAACAUCAGGCCACUUGUCUUUCCAAACCCCUUCUUAAGGAAGACUGAAAGGGAAGGAAGUGUUCCAAACUCUCUUCCCCACCACAUUCUAAGGUUUUUAAAGAUGAUGUGCCCUGCUUAGUAGCACAUGUCUGUAAGGACUGUACUUGGGAGUCUGAGGCAAGAGCAUCAACAAGCAUCAUAAGAGGUCCAGACUGGGAUGCACAGUGAGUUCUAAAGCUUGAAGUACAUGACCAGUCCCUAUAUGAAAAAUGAAGGGAAGGGAGGAGGGGAGGUAAGGAAGGAAGAAGGAAGGAAGGGAGGGAGGGAGGGCAGGAGGGAGGGAGGUAGGAGGGAGGGAAGGAGGGCAGACUAGUCCAACAGAUCAACAAAAUUCAAGGUAGGUGUGGACUUAGAAAGAAAGAACCAUUGUUCAGGCACCUAGGGCCAAAGAUUCCUGGCCCCUGGAGAGCUCUACCAAGCCAGGGUUUAAGCAAGUAGCAAACUCAACUUACUGGCCUACAUCCUAGGAGACCUUGCGCACAAAACAGAAUGUAUGGCUAGGCCACUUAAACUUCCCUUCCUGCUCUGGAAACAGACCAGUAGUCCAUCAGCAGUUUCUCAGACUUCAUGUUCUUGCUAGCUAGACUCAUAAACACAGAGCACAGUUCCCUUGAGAUUCCAAUGAGUAUUUUUAGGACUUUCGUUUUAACUUUGAGUCAGACAGAAAGAUGGAAGGCCUGGGGCCUAGCAGAUUAAGUGACCAGCACUUAGCAGGGAAUCAAAGAGGUGCCGAUGCCAAUCUCGGAGGUCAAAGAUACAGUCUGCAAUGUCUGGACCGAGGGUGACUCAAAAUGUUCACCUUAUACUGAAAGACCCAAGCACAUCCUCCUCACAUGGAGUGUGGUCACCGGCAACGUCCUAGCCUUGUCCAGUCCAGACUUGGGCAAGCCAGGAAGCUCAGGUACUUUGUCCCACCACUUAGCCUAGUGCCCCUAUCACAACAGAUCCCAGAGAAAAGAACUGCUGGUUGUAAUUUUAAUGACACCCUAAGUGGAAAAAAAACAAAAAAAAAAAAACAAAAACAAAAAAAACACCAGACUUGUGGUAGUAAUAACCGUGAGAUAAACACCAGGCCCUCUACUUGGUAUUUAAGACCCUCCAUGACCCUGCUCAGCUGACCUUGCUGGUCAUGUCUCAUCCCUCCUACCCCAGCCUGACAGAUGGAAUCAUAUCUGUUAUCUCUAGAAUAUACAUAGUGCUGUAUACAUGUCACUCCCCAGGGGAAGCUCUCUUCCCUUCCCCCCAGCUAUUUAUCCCGUGAGGAUAACUCUAGUGGCUUGCUCCAGGAUGUCCCCACGGAACCCUUUGUACAUUACUAGUCCCACACCCACAUUCCAGAGUUAGGGCUCUUUAGAUAUGAAUUUGCUCCCUGUUGGGAAUACAAGCAAAUCAAUGAGGUGGGUCCUGUGUCUGUUUUUUUUAUGACCUUCAACACAAAGGUGAUAGAUGAAGAUGUGCUGAGAGGGACAAGGGAGGAAAGGAAGCAAGACAGAGGAAGAAGAGGUUGGAGCCAGGAAAGGCAAAAAACAGCCCUGGCUUUCUAUUUGAGACAACUUCCACAUCCCUAGCUGCUAAAGGAUAGCAUCUGAGUGUAGAGUUCUCCAGGUGGAGGUAGAUGCAUAGUAUGCAAGGCCCAGGGUCCACUGGCUGAAGAUGUGGCAACCAGCUGGAAAUCUUGGCAAAGGAUUGGUGUAAAUGCCAUGAGAGUGCCCCUGGCUUUGUAAGGUUUGGGUUCUUUAAACAUUGUUAGUUUUCCAAAAAUUCAUCUAAGCAGCCAAAAAUAUCACCCUGGCUGGCCAUCUAAGCCUGUAGAUUCGGUACUCAGUUAAAGCCGCUCUACACCCCUCCCCCAUUCUUACACAGCCCAGCCAGGCUUGCCAUGAACUGGCAGAAACUCCUGCUGCCCUUGAGCAGGGGACCUCUUGGGGAGGAGAUGCCUGGAUUGAAACCCUGCCCAUGACUCCAGCUCAGAGCCACUUCUUAGUCAGUGCCCGACCUUGAGGAAGGGAAAUCGGAGCUUAUAAGGGCUCUUGGACCCUAUCUGGCCCUUUCCAGGGAAUGUCAGCUCCUCAACCCUGUCUCCAAAGGCAGACUUUGCCUAUAGAGAGGCCUUUGCUUGCUGCUUGGGAAGCCACAGAAGCUCUUUCAGCUUCUGUUUCUUCAUGGACCAUAGGGAGAGUUUCCUGGGGCCAGAAGGAUAAUUCUGUGUAUCAUAUUGACACCACAGGCCACCAUGAUGGGAGCAUGUGACAGAUAAGAAAACAUAACUUAAAGGCCCCCUCCAUCCUACAACCUGCCUUGGGGAAUGUGAUUUUGAAUAGGAUCCAAGUCUAAGGUGCCUGGAGUGAGAAACCAAGGACUCUUAGACUGGAGUCUCUCUGGUUGCAAGGCUGAGGUGGGUGUGGCUCUCAGCUAAAGAAGGGGGAAGUUGGCCUUAGCUUUUGCCCAGUUCUGUCUCAGAUUUGUUGGCUACCCCACUGUGCCUCACUGUACCAAACUGGCUUCAGCUCUCACCAUGUUUGUGGUGUUCUUUAUCACCUCUUCCUUCACCCCUGCCCCAUGAAUUGUCAUGAAGAGUUCUUUAAGAGUAUAAUAGAAGACAAAGAAAGAUGCUAUUAAUGUUAUUUUGCCAAAAAUAUUUUUGUAGCAUAAUAUAUUAAUAAAAGAUGUUAUGAACUUGA